Saccostrea echinata is the source of this 1428-nucleotide messenger RNA. RefSeq names its product RUS family member 1-like. The transcript has 14 exons. The coding region runs from base 71 to 1390 and encodes 439 amino acids. NCBI's taxonomy places the organism in Eukaryota, Metazoa, Mollusca, Bivalvia, Ostreida, Ostreidae. The record is from RefSeq and is a predicted model, not a curated record.
UUGGGGAACAAGAAAGUUUUAGGCUUAUGUAUGUAAUGUAAUAACUUUAUGCUUGGUCAAGCAAUUAAGAAUGGUUUGUAAAGAGAUAUACGGUUCAUCUACGGUCUGCAAAAAAUAUGUCAAGACAGGAAAAGACAGAUUGCUGGCAGUCGAUCUCUCACCGAAGUGGACCUCCUUAACACAGUUUUUCAUGGUUGUGUUUCUCCCCCAGGGUUACCCAGAGAGUGUGAGCUCUGAUUACCUUCAGUAUCAAAUAUGGGACACUAUUCAGGCCUUUGCCAGCAGUAUAACAGGUACCCUAGCUGCCCAGGCUAUGCUGAAGGGAGUGGGUGUUGGAGAUGAGAGUGCUACAGUCAUGGCUGCUACAUUAACAUGGAUUCUAAAAGAUGGGACUGGUAUGCUUGGAAGAAUAAUGUUUGCUUGGAUACAAGGGACCAGUUUGGAUUGUGAUGCCAAAAGAUGGAGAUUAUUUGCAGAUAUACUGAAUGAUUUAGCAAUUUUCAUGGAAAUCAUGGCUCCAAAUUUCAAAACUUACUUCACCCCAAUAGUUUGUACAGCUGGGGUUUGUAAGUCCAUUGUAGGAGUGGCAGGAGGAGCCACCAGGGCGGCGCUCACACAACAUCAGGCCCGCAGAAACAAUAUGGCUGACGUGUCGGCAAAAGAUGGAAGUCAGGAGACCCUUGUAAACCUAGCUGCACUUAUAUGUAGUCUUACACUGGUGCCUCUGGUGACUGGAAAAGAAGUGACUAUAUGGAUCUUGUUUGUGUUUUUUACAAUGCUACAUUUAUUUGCCAACUACUCAGCUGUAACCAGUGUUAUUAUGGAGUCUCUUAAUCUGGCCAGACUUCACAUCCUAGUCAAAGACUACCUACAAACUGGCAGAAUUCUCUCCCCUGAGGAAGGAAAUUACAGAGAACCUGUUCUUUGGCGGACAAGAAGAAAGCUAUCUGUUCAUCUGGGAACAUCCAUAGGCAGAGUAUAUAACAAGGCUAGCAAAUUGGAGGAAGCCAUUGCAAUAUAUAAAGGCAGCAAUUACCUUUUAGAUGUAAAUUUUAAGACAGGUUGUAUAUCGAUAGUUCUGUCUUCUGAGAGCACACCUGAAGAUCUACUACAGAGCUGUGUGCAGACAGAGGUUAUCACUUAUGUGUAUGAUAAUCUGUAUAAAAAUAAGGCAUUUUCGUAUGAGCUUGAUGGGAUUGCAGCAGCUUUAACAGAGGGUGAUUCAGCUAAGACAAGUGAGGCCUCCCUCCAUUAUACUAAGUCUCAUAUACAGGAACUCCGCAGAGCCCUCAUUGACCAGGGCUGGGUUUGUGAUCCCUUGUUACUAGGCCCUGAUGAGUGGCGUGCACAGUGGGACAACACAGGACUACUGGAUAAAAAAGAUGUCUGAGUUCUGUAUUAAAUGCAUACACUGUAUUUAGCUUCUAA